AUGGACACAACCACGGGUGAAGAAACAAGCGGGCCAGAUGCAACCGUGGUGCCUCGGGGGAAUGAAACAGCGCAGUCACAUUCGCAGGCUUGCAUUGCCCCCGGGGAAGAAUUAAUGGACGGUUCUAAGCUCCCAAUAGAGGAAGCUGUCCUCACGUCAGCACCAAGUGUACCUCCACCGAUAACUCGGAAUCACCCCGUUCUCCUCCAAGUGCCGUUGACAACUAGCACCAAGACAAAACAACUCACCAGCCAACACAAGUACGAACAGUGGAAUUUUAACGGCAUUGUCCCUGGCCCAUUUAUCCGAGCUCGGGUCGGGGAUGUUGUGGAGUUAUCGUUGACGAACCGCGACAAAGCCGGCAAUCCGCACAAUAUCGACUGCCACGCGUUUAUAGGGCCAGGAGGGGGUUCUGCGCUGACAACAGCAGAAGAAGGCCAGACCAAGACAGCAAGAUUUUGGCUCCAUUACCCAGGUCUUUAUUUGUACCAUUGUGCCGCAGCACCUGUGCCAGUGCAUAUUGCCAACGGGAUGUAUGGUCUCAUGUAUGUGGAACCAGCCACGGGAGACCUCCCUCCAGUGGAUCGCGAGUACUAUGUGAUGCAGAGCGAGUUCUAUCAUGAACCUCCGGAAAUUGAGGAUAACGGGAAACCAUCAUCAACAGUGGAGUUCUCGUAUCCAAAUGCGCUCCGGGAGGAGCCAAGCGUUGUUGUCUUCAACGGACAUGAGGCUGCGCUAACGAGAGAUAAGCCCCUUAAAGCUUCUGUGGGCGAGAAAGUUCGAAUAUUCUUCGGAAACGCAGGGCCAAACCUUACGAGUUCAUUUCAUGUUAUUGGGAGUACCUUUGAGAAGGUGUACCGUGAUGGGGAUGUUGUUAGCCCUCCUGGACAGUUUGUUCAGACUGUUAGUGUUCCUCCAGGUGGUUCAACGGUCGUUGAUAUGAAGAUGCUGGUUCCCGGGACAUAUACACUCGUAGACCAUGCCAUAUUUCGCCUUGAAAAAGGUGGUGUGGGAUAUUUGAAUGUGACAGGGGAGCCGAGACCUGAUAUAUACCAUAGUGAGGAGCCGCCCGCUCCUUGCGUCGGCUGCAAGUUACAUCCUUAG
Molecule: messenger RNA, 1104 nt
Organism: Penicillium mononematosum
Lineage: Eukaryota; Fungi; Ascomycota; Eurotiomycetes; Eurotiales; Aspergillaceae
Product: putative multicopper oxidase
Exons: 1
Coding region: 1-1104 (367 amino acids)
Molecular function (GO): nitrite reductase (NO-forming) activity; copper ion binding
Source: RefSeq, a predicted model, not a curated record